This is a messenger RNA of Hemiscyllium ocellatum (epaulette shark), 2525 nucleotides long. RefSeq names its product glutamine--fructose-6-phosphate aminotransferase [isomerizing] 2-like. Gene Ontology annotation, biological process: fructose 6-phosphate metabolic process; protein N-linked glycosylation; carbohydrate derivative biosynthetic process. Gene Ontology annotation, molecular function: L-glutamine:D-fructose-6-phosphate transaminase (isomerizing) activity; carbohydrate derivative binding. Lineage: Eukaryota; Metazoa; Chordata; Chondrichthyes; Orectolobiformes; Hemiscylliidae. The record is from RefSeq and is a predicted model, not a curated record. The transcript has 19 exons. Bases 75 to 2132 code for a protein of 685 amino acids.
GGACAAACGCGGAUUCAGUCACGCAGGCUUUCGCCGAAGCCAACUGUCUUGCACAUUAGUUAGAAACUCGAGAGAUGUGCGGAAUCUUUGCAUAUUUGAACUACAGAGUCCCUCGCACUCGGAAGGCGGCCUUUGAAAUCUUAAUCAGAGGUUUACAGAGACUUGAGUACAGAGGAUAUGAUUCAGCGGGAAUAGCAGUUGAUGAAGAUAAUGAAAAAGAUCAUAAAAAUGGUGGCUAUAUUUGUCUCUUUCGAAGCAAAGGCAAAGUGAAGGCCCUGGCUGAUGAGAUUUAUAAACAAACAUUUCUGAACUUUGACAAAGUAUUUGAAGUCCAUUUUGGGAUUGCUCACACUCGCUGGGCAACACAUGGGAUUCCAAAUGAGGUGAACAGUCAUCCCCAACGCUCUGACACAAGCAAUGAAUUUGUGGUAGUUCAUAAUGGAAUUAUUACAAACUACAAAGACCUAAGAAAAUGUCUGGAGAGUAAAGGUUUUGAGUUUGAAUCUGAGACAGAUACUGAGGUGAUUCCUAAACUAACAAAGUACAUGUAUGACAACAGAGAAAGCGAAGAUGUUAGAUUUUCUACUUUGGUAGAAAGAGUUAUUCAACAGCUGGAAGGAGCAUUUGCAGUUGUCUUCAAGAGUCUUCAUUUUCCCUAUGAAGCUGUUGCUGCUAGGCGAGGAAGCCCAUUGCUGAUUGGUGUUUGUAGCAGGUGCAAGCUCUCCACUGACCAGAUUCCAAUACUGUAUCAAACAUACAAAAAUAUCAAUUACGGAUGUACAAGCAAGACACAUCAAACUGAGACAGAACAUUUCAAGUGCCUACAUCCGACUGGAGAGGAAAAAGCCAUUGAAUUUUACUUCGCAUCUGAUGCUAGUGCAAUCAUUGAGCAUACUAAGAAAGUUAUAUUUUUGGAAGAUGAUGACAUUGCUGCAGUGGCUAAUGGUUGCCUCUCCAUUCACCGAAUCGAAAGAUCAGUGGGUGAUAUAAAAUCAAGAGCCAUACACACGCUGCAAAUGGAAUUGCAUCAGAUAAUGAAAGGUAACUUCAGUACAUUUAUGCAGAAAGAGAUCUUUGAACAGCCAGAAUCUAUUGUUAAUACUUUGCGAGGAAGAGUAAACAUUGAAACAAGCACAGUUAUACUGGGUGGAUUGAAAGACCACCUCAAAGACAUAAAAAGGUGCAGGCGCUUGCUUUUGAUUGGCUGUGGAACUAGUUACCAUUCGGCAGUUGCAACACGUCAAGUAUUGGAAGAACUGACUGAACUGCCAGUGAUGGUUGAACUUGCCAGUGAUUUCUUGGACAGAAGUACUCCAGUUUUCAGAGAUGAUGUCUGCUUUUUUAUUAGCCAGUCAGGUGAAACUGCCGAUACUCUCAUGGCUCUACAGUACUGUAAGGGUCAUGGUGCUUUGACUAUUGGCAUCACCAACACAGUUGGAAGCUCUAUUUCCCGAGAAACCAAUUGUGGAAUCCAUCUUAAUGCUGGACCCGAAAUUGGCGUGGCAAGCACAAAGGCCUACACUAGCCAAUUUGUUUCUUUGAUUAUGUUUGGUCUCUUGAUGUCUCAAGAUCGAAUAUCUAUGAAGCAAAGAAGAAAGGAGAUCAUCAAUGGUCUUCAAACUCUGCCAAACCUGAUUAAAGAAGUGUUGGCGUUGGAUAACAACAUUCAAAUGCUUGCCCAAGAGUUGUUCCAACACAAAUCACUCUUAGUCAUGGGUCGUGGAUAUCAUUAUGCUACUUGCCUGGAAGGAGCUUUAAAAAUCAAAGAAAUAACAUACAUGCAUUCUGAGGGGAUUCUGGCUGGAGAGUUAAAGCAUGGUCCUUUGGCCUUAAUUGAUGAAAGGAUGCCUAUUAUAAUGAUUGCCAUGAGAGAUCCAUGCUAUAUCAAGUGUCAGAAUGCUGUUCAACAAAUAGUUGCACGUCAGGGCCGCCCAAUAAUACUCUGUGCAAAGAAUGAUGAGGAAAUGAGGAAAUUUGCAUACCAAACAAUAGAAAUCCCACAAUCAGUUGACUGUUUGCAGGGUAUCUUGAGUGUAAUUCCUCUUCAACUCCUUUCUUUCCAUUUGGCUGUUCUUCGAAGAUAUGAUGUUGACUGUCCUCGAAACCUGGCCAAAUCUGUCACCGUAGAAUGAAGACCAAAUUAUUGCAAGCAUUUGAAAAUUGAUGUUCUGUCCAAACUUUUGUGUUCCCCUCUAGUUUUUGUUUUCUUCUGAUGAAAUGUGAAAGCUAUAUAUAACAAAAUGAAGUCAUUUAUCUGGGACAUGUGUAGUGAUGCAGAUUGUGUACACAUGGCAGGCUUGAGUUCAAAUCAAUAUAAUGUUCUAUGUAGAAUUCAUACAUUUUUAUGUACCUUAUCCUUAAUAUUCUGUCAGUGGAGAAACUAAAUAUUUUCGCAGCUGGUUUGAGUUAAAACUUGAAAGGGGACUGAUGUUUACAUGAGCUGCAUAGAAUGAAUCUAUACAACAAUGCAAUAUUCAUAACUACAGAAAACGCUGUAGAAGUUUUUAUGGUCAUUUUUAUGUAUU